Molecule: messenger RNA, 1518 nt
Organism: Polychytrium aggregatum
Lineage: Eukaryota; Fungi; Chytridiomycota; Chytridiomycetes; Polychytriales
Product: diphosphomevalonate decarboxylase
Exons: 1
Coding region: 56-1300 (414 amino acids)
Biological process (GO): isoprenoid biosynthetic process; isopentenyl diphosphate biosynthetic process, mevalonate pathway
Cellular component (GO): cytosol
Molecular function (GO): diphosphomevalonate decarboxylase activity; ATP binding
Source: RefSeq, a predicted model, not a curated record
CUGCCAUUGCCAUCCCCUGCCUGUCUCUGCAUCAACGCCCAGCAUAACAGCAGCCAUGAGCUCCGAAGUCACCUGCACGGCACCCGUCAACAUUGCGGUCAUCAAGUACUGGGGCAAGCGAGACACUGCCCUGCUGUUGCCCACCAACUCGUCGCUCUCGCUCACUCUGUCGCAGGACCAUCUGCACUCCAAGACCACAGUGCGUCUGACUCCCGGCCAGGGCUCCGAUCGUCUCUGGCUCAACGGCAAGGAGGAGUCCAUCGCGGCAUCCAAGCGCCUGACCAACGUCAUCAACGAGACCCGCCGGGUCCGCAUCCGCCUGGAAGAGGAGGCCGCCGCCCAGGGCCAUCCCCUGCCUGCGCUCUCCAAGUCGUUCCUCACCAUCUGCUCCGAGAACAACUUCCCCACGGCCGCUGGCCUGGCUUCGUCGGCCUCGGGUUUUGCCUGCCUGACCUUUGCUCUCUCCAAGGCCUUCCAGCUUCCAAGCGACAAUUCUGAGAUUUCCCGUCUGGCUCGUCUGGGAUCGGGCUCGGCCUGCCGCUCGUUGUACGGCGGUUUCGUGGCCUGGGAGAUGGGUGACAAGGCCGAUGGAUCCGACUCGAUCGCUGUCCAGAUCGCUGACGAGUCGCACUGGCCUGACAUGGAGGCCCUCAUCCUCGUUGCCUCGGACGAAAAGAAGGACGUCGGCUCGACCGAGGGCAUGCAGUCCACCGUCGAAACCUCGGAGCUGCUGCGCGAGCGCAUCCGCGAGGUUGUUCCGCGCCGCAUGAGCGAGAUCACCAAGGCCAUCCUCGAAAAGGACUUUAACAGCUUUGCCGAGAUCACCAUGAAGGACUCGAACCAAUUCCACGCCGUCUGUCUCGACACCUUCCCCCCGAUCUUCUACCUCACCGACGUCUCCAAGGGCGUCAUCUCCCUCAUCACCAACUACAACAAGCUGGCAACCAACGGCACUGGCUACAACGCCGCCUACACCUUCGAUGCCGGACCGAAUGCUGUUCUGUACCUGCGUCGCGAGCACGUCCCCGAGGUCCUUGCCCUGGUCGACCAGUGGUUCCCCAAGCCCGAGAGCGCCGAUCCCAGCGAAUACUAUGGCCGCGCCGCCGAGUUCCUGCCCAAGGCCGAUCCUGCAAAGGUCGGCCAGCUGGCUUCGAGCAUCAGAACCCCCAAGUACCCUGCUGGCAGCAUCCGCCGCAUCAUCAGCACUCCGAUUGGCGACGGACCUCGCAUCCUUGCUGCCCAGCAUGAGCCGCUGAUUUCCCUGCUCAACUCCGAGGGACUGCCCAAGCGCACGGUCUAAUUCACACCACUCGACCGCCCGCAUCAAGAUCAGCCAAACGGAAGAGUUGUCUUUGCGCCACGGCAGCUAGACAACAUGAAUCGCCUGCACAACGUGCCGUUAGCCUUCCGCGAUAAUGACACAUGCAGGAAACCUCAGCUAAUUGCUUUCUCUCUCCUUCCUGAUUUGCUUUGCACCGUCAGCUAUCACCAAAUACAAUAUAUUUCAAAAUGCGACCC